Molecule: messenger RNA, 1125 nt
Organism: Sclerotinia borealis F-4128
Lineage: Eukaryota; Fungi; Ascomycota; Leotiomycetes; Helotiales; Sclerotiniaceae
Source: the annotation of a GenBank genome assembly
AUGCCUUCUGUAGGCCCAGAAUUACCGCCCCAUCUUCAAAAGCGCAAGCGCUCAAUCAACGACUCUGAACCACCUAAUUCCCCACCACGCAAAGUACAAGCGGCACCACCACCACGAGUCCUUGGUCCCUCCCUACCACCUUCAACGAAUCCAGAUGAGGUCAAUAUAGAAAGUAGCGACGAUGACUAUGGCCCAUCAGUUCUCCCUUUUAAAUCCAAAACCAAACCAUCACAGUCCCCACCGCGAAGAGUAUUAGGACCUUCUGCACCACCCAAAUCUACCUCUCCUCCGCGCAUCGCAGGCCCUUCUCUUCCUCCCCCAAACCCGGAGGAACUCGAAAUCGAAACUUCAGAUGACGACUCCUAUUAUCCUUCGAUUCCCAAUCCACGAAAGUCCUCCCCGCCACCAAAGCGCGUUCUAGGGCCCGCUGCUCCACCUGCAUCUAUUUCCGAACGUCCUUCAUACCCUCCCAAUUCUGAUUCCGACAGUGACUCUGACUACGGCCCAGCUCUUCCCCCCGCAGAGGGUAGUGCUGCCGCUAUUGCGCUCGAAUCACAGCGUGCCCGCGAAGCUCAGGCUGCUGUUGCUAAAUUAAAUGAACCCGUAAAACCUCAACGUCCAGACUGGAUGCUCGCUCCUCCCACUUCCUCCGACUGGACCUCCAAAAUUGAUCCUACCAAGCUAAAGGCACGCAAAUUUGCCGGAGGUAAAGGUGCUAAAGCGCCCGCUGAGAAAACCGGCGUAUCUGCUAUCUGGACUGAAACUCCUGAAGAAAAGCGUCAACGAGUCGAAGAUGCGGUUCUAGGCCGUCAGGACUAUGCAGCUUCUACUAGUAGUGGACCUGCACGUACAAAAGCUGAGAGUAGGGCAGAUGAAGAGACGGAUAAGAGGAUCAGGGAGUACAAUGCUAAGAAUCGUGGGAAAUCAUUAUAUGAAGCGCAUGCGGAUGGGAGCGUGGUAGGAGGAAAGGGGAAGAAGGAAGAAGAGGACGAUCCGAGUAAGAGGGCUUUUGAUAGGGAGAAGGACAUGGCAUUGGGGGGACGAUUGGGGCAUGCGAAGAAAAAGGAGUUGUUGAAUCGGGCGGCAGAUUUUGGGAGUCGAUUUCAGAAAGGGAGCUAUUUGUGA